This is a messenger RNA of Puntigrus tetrazona (Sumatra barb), 3598 nucleotides long. RefSeq names its product dynein, axonemal, intermediate chain 2a (gene dnai2a). The record is from RefSeq and is a predicted model, not a curated record. The transcript has 14 exons. Gene Ontology annotation, cellular component: outer dynein arm. The coding region runs from base 1484 to 3106 and encodes 540 amino acids. Gene Ontology annotation, biological process: outer dynein arm assembly; cilium movement. NCBI's taxonomy places the organism in Eukaryota, Metazoa, Chordata, Actinopteri, Cypriniformes, Cyprinidae. Gene Ontology annotation, molecular function: dynein light chain binding; dynein heavy chain binding.
CAGAGUAAUGAAUUGCCUACUGCUGUUACUUUUUGUGCUCUCACUGGGAGCUGCUCAGAAGAGCGCGAGACAGACUGCGGAGUGGGACUACAAAACUGAAGCUGACAAAGUGAACUUGAGAGGAUGUGCCAAUCUCACUUUAGUCUUGGAUAACUGGAAAUAUGCCAUCAUGACCCAAGUCAAAGACCUCCUUCUGAAUGAUCAUAACACAGUACUACCAGAUUAUGGAAGGAUUCAGCCAUUAUCUGCAGCUCUGAAUGACCUGUACAAGGAGUUUAACUCCUUGAAAGAGAGACUGGCGGAGCUGACCACAAAGUUUGAGGGAAUAGAGUUGUUUGUGGAUGAAGCGCGAUCCGGCAGGAGUCACUCACCUCCUCGAGCGGAGCGUCCACCUCCUGAAGGAGAGGGAAACCCGUCUGAGCCUGGGACAAGACAGGGACGAAGGAGCAGGGUGGUGGUGCGGAGAAUUAAGAAACCUGAUAAUUCACAAGUUUAGAACCGAUUCAGCUGUCUUUCAUACGCAUAAGACCGGAUCUAUUGCACAUUAGUAAUCCUGUUGAUUUUUGAUUAUUUAAAAAAAAAAAAAAUCAAGUGGUUGUCUACAUUUAUGUCUUAUGUUUAAAUCAGGUGGAAAAAGUAACAAUUCUGGAGCAUUUAAAUGUGAUACACAAUGGGUCAAGCUUUUUUUUUUUUUUUUUUUUUUUUUUUGCUGCUUUUUUUAUUCGUUAAAAUUAUUUUUACAUAACGUAAUGAGCGAUGGCAGCUUCUUAUAUCAUCUCAUCAAACGCAUUUGCUGUAUUAUUUUUCGUAUAUUCUGUUGUACUGUUCAGUUUCCAUGUUUUCAAGUUGUGAAUGCAUUUUCCAGCGUUAGGCCAUUAAAUAAUUUAGAGACCAUUCUUACGGUGGUCUGUGGUGUUUUAGAAAGAAAGCAAAAUACGCCUGCUUCUUUGCAAACGCUGUUUGGUUGAUAAACGAUUCACAUUAUGCGUUGAAUUGACUUAUAAAUAUUAAUUAAUUAAUUUACGUGUCGUCCAGCCAAGUAGGUGGUAGACCUACCUGACGUCAGCGAAGUUUAAUUAAUAUUCAUAAGACAAGUAUUCUCCAUGCUAUUUAUAAACUAGUGGUUCAAACAUACUGUACUUUAUUCAGUAAUAUCUAUUACGUUUUCCUAAAAUUAGUUAAAUACACACUUAGCAUAAUGCAGUUUAGCAUUUAGCUUCUUUUUUUGUUUUUGUUUUUGGUCACUGACGCAAUCACUGUCGGUUAUAUUUUGAUUCUUUCACAUUCUGUCAAGGUAAGUCAGCAGAUUUUUUUUUACUUUAAUCUUCCAUUUAAUUUUUUUUUCUUGAUAAUUACAGAAUAAUUUAUUUGCCUUUCAGCUGUAAUUCCUGCCUGUUUGCCAUUGUUUACUGAGUAGCGUUAACCGCAGACUCUUUGAAACUUGAAGGAGCAACUGAUUUUCAACUUUCGUUUCUCUUUCAAAAUGGACGUCGAUCACUCUUGUGACUUUUCAGAAAGUGCUGGGGAGCUUGAUGACAGUCAACCAGAUCCUGCUCUUCAAGAGAUCAGUGGAUCUGAUGUAAACACAGAAUUCAGCAAGGAUAUGGCAGAGGUGAGCACAAUGACUUCAUUUGAAAUAGUGUCACAAGGAAUAAACCAUGUAGAAGGAGGAUGGGCAAAAAUGGUCAAUGCAAACGACCCAGAGGUGACUGCCCGCUACAAGAAGAAGUAUCUGAAGGAUGAGGACUCUCAGCACAUGGUUAUGGAGACUGCCAGCGUCAUGGAACACUGCAACCAGUGUAAAGAAGCUGAAUAUUGUUUCCCAGAUUUAAAAAAUGAGAAGGUGGUGGAGGAAAUGGAGUACGAGCCAUCAGCAAGGAUCAUCGGUAUGUUGAGAGAUCCAAAUAAAGUAAAACGCACCGCUACCAGUUUGUCCUGGCACCCGCUUGAUUGUCAUAAACUAGCCGUUGCUUACUCUUGCCUGGAAUUUCAAAGGGCGCCCAAAAAUAUGAGCUUUGACUCCUACAUAUGGAACAUUGAAAUUUGCAAUAAACCGAACAUGUCUCUGAAACCUAUAUCUCCGCUUGUUUGCCUGGAGUACAACCACAAAGAUACUCACAUCCUUGUUGGGGGAAGCUACAAUGGACAGAUCGGCUAUUGGGACACUCGGAGUGGCAGCCAGCCAGUACAAAUGUCUGCCACUGAGCAUAGCCAUAAGGAUCCUGUCUACAAGGUUAUCUGGCUGCCAACAAAGAUAGGCAAUGAAGUUUUCUCAGCUUCUACAGAUGGUCAGGUACUGUUCUGGGACAUUCGGAAUAUGAAUGAGCCCACCAAGCGACUCGUGCUGGAUCCCAGUAAGAAGGGUAACCGUGAAAAUGCCUUUGGUGCAGUCUCAAUGGAGUUUGAAAAUAGUAUGGCCAAGUUUCUGGUGGGCACAGAGCAAGGAUUUGUGGUCUCAUGCAAUCGCAAGUUAGAGACCACAGAUGAUCCAAUUGUAUGCAUGUACAGGGGACACCAUGGUCCCAUUUAUGCCCUCCAGAGGAACCCCUUCUUUCCGAAGAACUUCUUGACCGUUGCUGAUUGGACCGCCCGCAUUUGGUCAGAGGAUAUCAAAGAGUCCUCCAUCAUUUCAUCCAAAUAUCACACAACCUAUCUCUUAGAUGGCUGUUGGAGUCCAGUCAAACCCUCUGUCUUCUUUACGGUGAAGAUGGACGGCACCUUGGACGUGUGGGACAUACUGUUUAAACAGAAGGACCCCAUUCUCAGUCUGAAAGUUUGUGAUGAAGCUCUGUACAGUAUCCUUGUACGAGAUAAAGACUCUUUGGUGUGCUGUGGAUCUCAGCUGGGAACCGUCAGACUGCUGAAGAUGUCACCAGACCUGUGUACUCUGCAGAAGAACGAGAAAUCCCUGGUCUCAGAAAUAUUUGAACGUGAGACCAAGAGAGAGAAGAUUCUGGAAGGUCAGUACAGAGAGAGGCAUCAAAUGAAAUAUAGCUCGUUCGUAGAGGAUGAGGGAGGAAAAGAUGACAUGAAGGAACUUCUGGCCUGUAUAGAGAGAGAGUUUUUUGAGACUGUGGAAGCUGAGAUGAAGAAAGGUCAGGUUUAACAUGGGUUCCACUUUUAAUACGAUUUUAAGCUUAACUGUUUGACUGUCAGGCAUGUUAUGAUUUUGACAUGAAUCAGUAUGUUAAUACUCACUGGUAUACCAGCCAGUCAACAUAAGAAUUGUAGUUUGUUGGAUUUUAAUCUAUGGUUUCUAAAGUUGUUUCUUGUCCCCAUGCAGAAAAGUAGUCUUUGUAAAGGCAUCCAAGAAGAACAUCGUUCCUAAUGAUGCCAAAUAAGAAAGCUUCUCCAAUUGCAUACAGACAAGUAAAUUGAAAAAAUCUUCCAAGAUUGUUGCCCCCACCUAAUUUAUUUUUUAAAGAUUUAACUUGAGCAUAAACCAUAAUACAUAAGCCAAGUAAGUAUCAGUUGAAGACAUGCUUGAAAAUUAAAUGUGAAAUAUGACGUGUCUUUUAUUGUUAAAAUGAAUGUGUAAGUUAUUGUCAUUUUACGACAUACAUAAAUACCCCUGAAUGGAUGUAUAAACAACAUUAAA